AUGGAGAUCACCGGAGCCUCGGGGCCGCCGUCGUCGGUCGCCCCGAGGAGGAAGACGCGCUGUGCUGUGAAGAAGAUACCACUGUCGAAGGCGGGGUUGAGGGCGGCGCAGCAGUCGCUGAAGAGCUCGACCCGCAAGGGGACGAGAAAAGUCCGGGGAGCGUCGGCGCCCCCGGCCACUGCUGUAGUGGGGAGGGCAUCGCUCAGCGGUGCCAAGAGGAAGGCGGAAGGGUCAUCCACCGAGGGCGGCUCCAGUGAUGCCGCACUACUGACCUCACCGCGGGCGAGUCUGGCGAAGAGGCAGGCCCGCCGCGGGGAGGAGAAGAAAAAGGAGGAGGAGGAGGCCAGCAACAGGGUCUCCCCUCCUCUCCAGGACGUGGAGAUGCAGGAUCCACCCCGUGACGAAGGGGCGGUGCACGUGGUGGUCGAGGCGCGAGAGGUCCCGGCCAUUGAGGUGGCGAGGACCGAGGAGGUCCUGGCCAUCGAAGCGGAGAGGACCCGGGCCGAGCCCUCCGAGGGGGACAGGACCCCGCCGACGAAGGAGGAGGUCGAGGAGGAUGAAUCACUCGGCAACCACUUAGUCGAGUGUGCCAAGGUGACCCAUGAGUUGGUUGAGGAGCUGGCCGGGAGGAGCAACGCCGUCGGCCGGGUGGCGGAGCUCGAGGCCAAGGUGGCCGAGCUGGAGGCGCAGGGCCGCCGGCUGGAGGCCGAGAGGCCGGAGGCCUGCACCAAGGCCAACGUGGAGCUGCAGAAGCUCCGGGAGGUGGCUAAGGCCCGGGAGGCCGCCACCGAGGAGAAGCUUCGCCUAGAGCAGCAGGCUCGUCGAGAAGCGGAUGAUCAAGUGGCGCAAGGCCGGGCGACACUGGAUCGCCUGAGUAGGCCGCUGGAGGCUCUGCUUGGGGCGUUCGAGCCCAAGGGCGUGGCAACGGCUGAGAGCCUAUCUGAGAGGCUGGAGGCGUCCCGUGGCCGACUGGAGGCCUUCGUCAAGGGAGCUGCCAGGGAUGCCGUGCAUCAUACGCUGGGACUGGUGAAGUCCCAUCUCCCGGAGGCGGAUCUGGAUUCGGUGGGAGAUGGCAUUCCUGAAGACUGCUCCAACGCAGAUUGGGAGGCCAACCACGCCGCUGUCCUGGAGAUCGCCGAGCGUAUUGUGGCGGAGCUGUGA
Molecule: messenger RNA, 1161 nt
Organism: Panicum virgatum (switchgrass)
Lineage: Eukaryota; Viridiplantae; Streptophyta; Magnoliopsida; Poales; Poaceae
Exons: 5
Coding region: 1-1161 (386 amino acids)
Source: RefSeq, a predicted model, not a curated record